UUGUCAACAAGCGAGCAACAAUUCAGAGGCGGCCGACUCAUGUGGCAGGAGGCCCUGUGGACCCGCGGACGCUACCUGCUGGAGAAGAGCGAUGGCGGCGAGGGCGCCGAGGGGCCCGAGAGCCUGGGGGACGUGUGCCCGGGGUUCCAGGGCGAAGUGUGCGUGGAGGCGGAGAAGCCCCAGGACUGGCUGUACGAGUCCUACUACAGGAUGAGCCAGCAGCACCCGCUCAUCGUCUUCCUUCUGCUGAUCAUGAUGGGAACCUGCCUCGCUCUGCUGGCCGUGUUCUUCGCUUCAGGACUGAACACAGAGGACCACCUCACCUUCCUGAUCGCUGUGCCCACCGUCCUCUUCCUCUUCCUGUCCAUCUUCGUCCUCGUCUGCAUCGAGUCCAUCUUCAAGCGCAUGCUCCGCCUCUUCUCGCUCCUCAUCUGGGCCUGCCUGGUCACCCUGGGCUACCUGUUCAUGUUCUCCGGAGGAAGGCUGAGCCCCUGGGAUCAGGUGUCCUUCUUCCUUUUCAUUGUGUUUGUUGUCUACACAAUGCUGCCCUUCUCCAUGAGAGGAGCCAUUAUCGCCAGCGGCAUCACAUGCUUUUCACACACCGUCACCCUCAGCGUCUGUCUGACCUCUGAAGCCGCGGAGCUGGAACCUUUAGUCUGGCAGAUCAUGGCCAACGUGAUUAUCUUCACCUGUGGGAACCUGGCUGGGGCGUACCACAAGCAUCUGAUGGACCUGGCCCUCAAGCAAACCUACCAAGACACCUGCAACUGCAUCAAGUCUCCAAUCAAGCUGGAGUUUGAGAAGCACCAGCAGGAGCGACUGCUGCUGUCCCUGCUGCCCGCUCACAUUGCCAGAGUCAUGAAGGCCGAGAUCAUCCAGAGGCUGCAGGGACCCAACUUCGGCCGCACCGAGAGCACCAACAACUUCCACAACCUGUACGUGCAGCGGCACACCAAUGUCAGCAUCCUCUAUGCGGACAUAGUGGGCUUCACCAGGCUGGCCAGUGACUGCUCUCCCGGUGAACUCGUGCACAUGCUGAAUGAACUUUUUGGCAAAUUUGACCAGAUAGCGAAGGAGAACGAGUGCAUGAGGAUCAAGAUCCUGGGGGACUGUUAUUACUGCGUGUCCGGCCUGCCGGAGUCGCUGCCGAACCACGCCAGGAACUGCGUGAAGAUGGGCCUGGAUAUGUGUGAGGCCAUCAAGAAGGUUCGCGACGCCACCGGGGUCGACAUAAACAUGCGCGUUGGCGUUCACUCUGGGAACGUCCUCUGCGGCGUGAUCGGCCUUCGGAAGUGGCAGUACGACGUGUGGUCACAUGACGUCACUCUGGCCAAUCACAUGGAGGCUGGGGGCGUGCCGGGGAGGGUCCACAUCUCGUCGGUGACGCUGGAGCAUCUGAAAGGCUCGUACAAGGUGGAGCCGGGAGACGGGCAGAGCAGAGACUCCUACCUGAAGGAGCACGGCGUCGUCACCUACCUGGUCAUCAACCCCAAGACUGAACGACACAGCCCGCUGUUGGGCGUGCGCUCCCGUCCCUCCCUGGACGGCGGGAAGAUGCGGGCCUCUGUCCGGAUGACCCGCUACCUGGAGUCCUGGGGAGCCGCCAAACCCUUCGCCAACCUCCACCACAGAGACAGCAUGACCACCGACAACGGCAAAAUCAACACGACGGAUGUCCCAAUGGGGCAGUACCACUUCCAGAGGCGAGAAAGGUCCAAAUCCCAGAGGAGGAGGUUUGAGGAAGAACUCAAUGAACGAAUGAUUCGCACCAUCGACGGCAUCAACUCACAAAAACAGUGGCUGAAGUCCGAGGACAUCCAGAGGAUCUCAUUGUUCUUCCAUAACAAAGCUCUGGAGAAGGAGUACAGAUCCACCACCCUGCCCGCCUUCAAGUACUACGUCACCUGCGCCUGCCUUAUAUUCUGCUGUAUAUUCGUGGUCCAGGUCCUCGUCCUGCCCAAGACCGCUGUGCUGGGGAUCUCGUUUGGCCUCGCUUUCCUGUUACUGGCUUUGAUCCUCCUCCUUUGCUUCGCCGGUCACAUUCUGCAGGGGGGGAAGGGCUCGCUCUGCUCCCUCACGUGGUUUCCCACCUCCUCCCGGAUCAUCGUCACCAACAACCCCUGGCUGCGAUUGGUCCUCACCAUGACGACCACCGCCCUCAUCCUGGUGAUGGCUGUCUUCAACAUGUUCUUUGUGGAGGAUCCUGGAAGGUCCAUGGAGGGCAUCCUGGCCACCGUCCAACCUGUCAACCUGUCCAACGGCAGCAUGUUGGACUACUUGGAUGAAAACUCGGGCGAAAACAGGUUUUAUCUGCCGUACUUCAUUUACUGCUGCAUCCUGGGCCUGGUGUCCUGCUCCGUGUUCCUGCGCAUCAACUACGAGCUGAAGAUGGUGGUGAUGCUGGUGGCGGUGGUGAUCUACAACGUCAUCAUCCUCCAGACGCACGCCACCAUGCUGGACGGCUUCAGCAAGGCGCUGUACCCCACAGACACACUGGACAGACCCGGAGUCCUGAAGGAUCUGAAGACCAUGGGAUCCGUGUCUCUCUUCAUCUUCUUCAUCACCCUGCUGGUUUUAGCCAGACAGAAUGAAUAUUACUGUAGGUUGGACUUCUUGUGGAGGGACAAGUUCAAGAGGGAGUGCGAGGAGAUCGAGACCAUGGAGAACCUCAACCGGGUGCUGCUGGAGAACGUCCUGCCCGCCCACGUCGCCGAGCACUUCCUGGGACGCAACUGGAAGAACGAGGACCUUUAUCACCAGUCCUACGAGUCCGUGUGUGUGAUGUUCGCCUCCAUCCCAGACUUCAAAGAGUUUUACACCGAGUCCGACGUCAAUAAGGAGGGACUGGAGUGCCUCCGUCUCCUCAACGAGAUCAUAGCGGACUUUGAUGAGCUGCUGUCCAAGCCCAAGUUCAGCGGCGUGGAGAAGAUCAAAACCAUCGGGAGCACGUACAUGGCCGCCACCGGGCUCAACGUCACUCCCGGACCGGAGACGCAGGAACACGACAGACAGUACAUGCACAUCGGCACCAUGGUGGAGUUUGCGUUUGCUCUCGUGGGGAAGCUGGACGUCAUUAACAAGCACUCCUUCAACGACUUCAGGCUCAGAAUCGGGAUAAACCACGGGCCGGUGAUUGCAGGCGUAAUUGGAGCCCAGAAGCCUCAGUAUGAUAUCUGGGGGAAUAGCGUGAAUGUGGCCAGUAGGAUGGAGACCACUGGAGUUCUGGGCAAAAUCCAGGUCACAGAGGAGACGAGCGAAAUCUUAUCAGCGCUCGGGUACAUGUGUUCGUGCCGCGGCAUCAUCAACGUGAAGGGCAAAGGAGAGCUGAAGACCUACUUUGUUCACACGGAAAUGACUCGGUCGCUGUCGCAGGGGACCGUGAUGCCCUGAAACAGACAGACUCCGGAACGCAGCAGCACAUACAGAGCGGCCAUAGGAGUCAUUUGUCAUGCUUUGUAAGUAAAAACCCAUUACCAGAGGCAAGCGGCGGCAACAACGGGGCCGGCGGCCGGCUGCGGGAGAAGCACUCCUGUCCCUAGCAACACGGCGUUGAUCGGGCCAGAGGUGCGCCGCUGCAGUCCUUCAACGCUGCACUUCGGAUGCUUUCUUUCGCGGCUGGAGCGCAACGAGGACUCUCGUCCGAGGAGUCUCGUCGCCGUCUAAAGGAGCGCCUGACCUUCCGGAGGGUUUCGCUACAUUAGUGCAGCUCUCGAGGACUGCAGUCACCCGCCCGCCUGUGCCAUCGUAGUGGUGUGGAGCUCAUUACCCAUGCCGGUGUUGCAGUGCUUCACAGCCUUAUACUUGAGUGUGUGUGCAUGUGUGUAUGUAUGUAUGCGAGCGCGUGUGUUUUUAUCAUCCUGGUUGGCAAAAAAAAAAACAAAAAAAUGAGCGAAUUUGUUUCAUUUUUCUGCAAAUGGAUGUUACAAUAGUUGAUUGUCUUAUAGAGCUGUUCCUGGCGGCGUGAUGGGUAGUUUGCCAAAAUCCUGUGAUUCGUAUUUAUAGCUUUAGCGCUGUGUUCGUGUCCCACUCCGGCAGGUGGAAUCACACACGAGAACUGAGAAGGAUUUUUUUUUUUUUUUUUUUUUUUUUUUAAUAUAUUCCCUCUGGAACCAAUCCAACAGCAUGCGUGUUGCCGUUCACUGCCAUCCUUUUGUUAUUCAUUAAACAUUUGUAUAUAAAUU
Messenger RNA from Salarias fasciatus (jewelled blenny), 4181 nucleotides. RefSeq names its product adenylate cyclase 2b (brain) (gene adcy2b). Gene Ontology annotation, cellular component: plasma membrane. The record is from RefSeq and is a predicted model, not a curated record. Bases 40 to 3390 code for a protein of 1116 amino acids. Gene Ontology annotation, molecular function: adenylate cyclase activity. NCBI's taxonomy places the organism in Eukaryota, Metazoa, Chordata, Actinopteri, Blenniiformes, Blenniidae. The transcript is spliced from 25 exons. Gene Ontology annotation, biological process: adenylate cyclase-activating G protein-coupled receptor signaling pathway; intracellular signal transduction; adenylate cyclase-inhibiting G protein-coupled receptor signaling pathway.